AUGUGGGACGGGCUGUUUAUGCUGCUCGCACUGAGCACCGUCAUGGGCAUUGCCUCCUUCCUUGCCGGCAUCCUCCCGCUCUCCUUCAACCUCUCCACGCGCCAGCUGCGCAUCCUCACCCUUCUUGGCACCGGCGUGCUGGUGGGGACGUCGCUGAUCGUCAUCAUACCCGAGGGCAUCGAGACCAUGUACAGCUCAGGAGCCAAGAUGCAUGCGCACUCACGCUCGCGCAGUGUGCGCAGUGUCGCCCACUCUUCCGUUGUACCGGCAAGGAAUCUACACCGAGACUUGGCCGAUGCACCCGAGUUCCCAACGUGGAAGCGAGCAGACGCGGCGGAGAGGGAAGCAUUUGGCGCAAGAGUAGCCAGAGCACCCGCUGGCGUGGACAUGAGCAACGACAAGACUGCCAUUGAAGUGCAGAUGAACAAGAUAAAGCACACCAAGGAGGCAGAGACGCCCGCCGAAGACCCACACCCGCAAAAGGGAGGAGACGACGACUCGACAGAAGGCCACAAGGAGGGACACACUCGCGUCCACGCACCGGAAGACGAAGAGGAAAAGCACGGCCAUGCUGAGGUUGGCCACAACGACAGGCCCAGCCCACAUGCGUACAUUGGAGUUGCGCUGAUCCUGGGCUAUAUCCUCAUGUUCCUGGUUGAACAUCUGCCAGAAGCCCUGGCCUCUACAAAGCCAGAUUACCAGCCCAUGCACAUUUCCUUGUCCAACUUGGCGCGUGGGCCCCAUAAUUCUUCGUCGUUGAGUGUGAACGGAAUGGGCAUGCAGAGCGCGGCUGUCACGCCUCUAGCAACGCCCGGUCUUCCCCCGCAGCCCUCGAAAAAGACUCCAGCAGCCACAAUUGGUCUCGUGGUUCAUGCGUGCGCCGACGGAAUUGCCCUGGGCGCUUCGUCCACGGCCGAGUCGACAACUCUGUCAUUGGUCAUCUUCUUCGCUAUCAUGCUCCACAAGGCGCCUGCUGCGUUUGGCCUUACCUCUGUGCUCCUCAAGCAGGGACUCUCUAAGCGCAAGGCACGGACUCACCUCGCCUUCUUCAGUUUAGCCGCCCCUGCUGGUGCCCUGGCUACCUGGGUCAUUGUACACAUGUUUGGGCGCAACCAUCUAGGAGGCGAUGAAGGGCUCACAUGGGCAACGGGCUGGGUCCUGUGUUUCUCAGGAGGGACGUUUCUAUACGUGGCGAUGCACUCCAUGGCCGAGGCAACAAGCUCAACCCAUGCACAUGACGACCCAACAGCAAACGGCUACAUGGACGCCUACAUGGGCAGCACGCGCAUGUCCAAGACCGACAUCGCCAUUGUCAUGCUUGGCAUGCUACUGCCCCUCGUGACACAAAUAGGCCACGCCCACUCGCACGGCCAUUAG
Messenger RNA from Exserohilum turcica Et28A, 1377 nucleotides. RefSeq lists its product as uncharacterized. Gene Ontology annotation, cellular component: membrane. NCBI's taxonomy places the organism in Eukaryota, Fungi, Ascomycota, Dothideomycetes, Pleosporales, Pleosporaceae. Bases 1 to 1377 code for a protein of 458 amino acids. Gene Ontology annotation, molecular function: metal ion transmembrane transporter activity. The record is from RefSeq and is a predicted model, not a curated record. Gene Ontology annotation, biological process: zinc ion transport; transmembrane transport. The transcript has 3 exons.